CACCUCCGCGGCUCCCAAGCCCUAGAUGUCCCCCUCCCCCUCCUCCUGCCCCCGCCGCGCCGCCGCCGCCGCCCGCGCCCCGCGCCGAUCUCGCCAGAUCUCGCGCCAAUCGGAGGCCCCGCGCCUCCCCGCGGCCCGAUUCGCCGCCAGCGCGCCCGGGAACGGCGCUGAUUUGGGCCGGUUUUGGCGGUGAGGUGCGGGUGAGGUCUCGGUGGGUCUUGGGCCUUCCGGGGCCCGGUGGAUGGAUGCGGUGGAGCUGCCGCUUCCAGCGAAGGUGGAUUUCGGGAAUAUCCUGGCGCCGGCAGCGGCCGUGGAGGGGGUGGACGGCGUCGUCGUCGGUGGUGGCGGCCCCGGAGGCGGGGGAGGGGAGGUCCUGAGGCGCUGCGCCGACGCGGAUCGGCGGCACGGUGGUGAUGUGAAGCAGCAAAGCCAGAAUAUAGAAGGCUUUCCGUCCUUUAGAAGUAAAAGGACUUCUUUGGAAGUCCCUAUGCAGAAAUCUCUUGGUUUUGGCUUGAAGUCUGAAAACGGUAAAAGGGAUUUUGUUGGACAUGAUGCUAUUCAAUCCUUGCAUAAGCAAGAUAGCAAGAUAGUGGCAAAAAAGACCAUAAAGUUGUUGGACGGUCCACCUUGUUCAAAAAGGCCGAAGCUUGAGCCAGUACAAACUGGAAGAGAUGCCGAAGCUAAGGGACAUGACUUCAUAUCACAGAAGAAUGUUCCUGAAUUGGCACAAUGUGCAGCAUCUGGAGCACAUGGCCUUAAAUCUGAUGUCCGUGACAUCACAAAUCACAUUGAGAACCUCUCAUUGAGUGAACUUCUCGAUGGUACUUACAAGUAUUCCAGCUUAGGAAGAGAUAAAGGAAAGAAGGUAUUGCGUACGAAAGAUGAACUCCUAGUCUCUGUCAGAAAAGCGUUUUCUAUGCUUUCAGAUAUGGACUAUUGCAAUGGAAAAGAUGCUAAUCUCAUCCUGAGCCCUAAACUUCCUUCUGCAAGCACUUCUAGCUAUGACAUCAAAGAGCAAUGUGGUGACAAGCCACCCCCCUUGGUUAAGGACUCUUCACAAAUCAAUGUCUGUGAUACAUCACUUUGUCCUCCAAAAGAUAUCUUAAGCCGUUUAACACUUCCCCAUGGACAAGAUCUGGACUCACUUUUAGCACCAGGAAGUGAGAGCACAGCUGCAGUUAAGCCUUAUAUGCCUUCCAUGACUGUUCAUGGAGCUAGUUUGCCACCAUUUCCUUGGUCACAUUCACAGGCCGGGGGUUAUCGACAAAGUGUUGACUGUGGUAAACAUGGGUCGAGUAGGAGUAGUUCCCAGUGGCAGUGGAUGAGGGUUGGAUGCAACCUCACUCUAGAUUAUGAAGAUUCAUCUGUCCAUAAAAUUGAUGAUCUUCUUCAAGAGAUGGAUGCAGCAAAGUUAUCUAUAAUGGGUUCAUGUGAUGGGCGAUAUAAUUUAUGUGGCAUGGAAUCAACUUCCGGAUCACUCGUACAAAAUAUUCACUCAAGAAAAAUUGGGAGUGAGAAUGGUUCUCAGCAACUGCAAUCCCUGGACCAUGGUGACUCUUCAGAUGGUUUCCAGAAGCAUGACAGUGAACAUUCUCUUUUAAAAACACCGCAAGUAUCGCCAAAGAUACAGCGCGCUGCUGAGAUCUUAUGUGAUAUGAGAAGAAGCACUGAAUCAUGGAGUGCCCAAGGAUACAGCAAUGGAGCAAUUAAGUGGCCAAAAUCACCAUCUGAAAAGGUGAUGAAGGCCCGCAAGGCCUCAUCCCAGUUUGGUACAGCUGAGAGCUCAUCAGGUUCUCGUAACAAUGAUGCAACUUGGAAUGGGAGCAAUCACUCUACCAAGAAAAUAGUUGACAGGAAGAAUGAUUCUGCACGCUUGAAUAACCCUAGUAAGGGGACUAUAAGGUGGCCUGUGCCUAUUGAAGAUGGUGCCUCUCCUGUCAGGUCCGAGCGAGGUCUUAUGCUUGAUACAAAGCAACCCCAUGGCAAUGGCGGAAGGCAUCCAGUCCAGGUGUCAUCACAGGCACGGCUCGAGAAGGAGUAUGAGAACCAGCAGAAGUUGAGGAAAGCAACACUGACCUCAUCUCUAGGAUCUGCAGGAGAUUGGAAUAGGGAGAGGAACAGGAGAAUGUGAAGUGUACAUUAUUCAUGUCGAAAUCAUAGGCUAUGGUAUAUCGUCUGGGGGACAGCGGAACCAGGCAACUGUUUCAUAAGAGGUCACAGAACAUUGGGAGAUGUGAUAAUUUAGGUGGCGGGUGCUGUAUCUAUUGGGCCAUUUGUUGUUGGGGGAACUGUUGUAACUAGUGUAAUUUUCCUUUUCAUUACCAUCACAUCACAGGUCUCUCACUGUCUCACUAUCUUCUGUUGUGUAUUACUAAUAUAUCUCGACCUACUAUCAGUGAAGUAAUAAUAGCAUGCGAGGUAAUUGCAUUCCA
Molecule: messenger RNA, 2432 nt
Organism: Setaria italica (foxtail millet)
Lineage: Eukaryota; Viridiplantae; Streptophyta; Magnoliopsida; Poales; Poaceae
Exons: 5
Coding region: 242-2131 (629 amino acids)
Source: RefSeq, a predicted model, not a curated record